AUGUUUGGUUCCAAGAAAUCACCAACCAACCUUCCCAAACACAACUCUGCUGAUCCUGAAUUCCACAAACCAAACCCUUUUGAUUCAGAUGAAGAAUCUGACAACAAACAAACCAACACCCUUAACCCCUCCCAGAGAACUUCCUCUGAACCUUCUUUAGCUAUCAUGACCAACCCUUUUGAUGAGGCUGAGAAAGAGUACAGUAGUUCUAACUCUAGAUACCAGUACAAGAACAAUUUUCAAGAUUCAGGAGGUGUUGAGAACCAGUCUGUUCAAGAGCUUGAAGGUUAUGCUGUGUACAAGGCUGAAGAGACAACAAAAUCUGUACAGGGUUGUCUGAAAGUAGCUGAAGAGAUAAGGUCGGAUGCUACUAGGACUUUGGUCAUGUUACAUGACCAGGGUGAGCAAAUCACUAGGACACAUCAUAAAGCUGUUGAAAUUGAUCAUGAUCUCACUAGAGGUGAGAAGCUGCUUGGAAGCCUUGGAGGUAUGUUUUCAAAGACUUGGAAACCGAAGAAGACUCGUCCUAUUAAUGGUCCUGUCAUAACUAGAGAUCACUCACCAACGAGAAGAGUUAACCACUUAGAGAAAAGGGAAAAACUAGGACUAAUCCCAGCACCAAAAGCACAAUCAAGAACCAGAGAACCUCUUCCUGAAUCAGCUGAUGCAUAUCAGAGAGUAGAGAUGGAAAAAGCUAAGCAAGACGAUGGACUUUCAGAUUUGAGUGAUCUACUUGGGGAGCUAAAGAACAUGGCAGUUGACAUGGGAAGUGAAAUUGGAAGGCAGAAAGGUGAUCUUGAUCAUCUUCAUGAUGAUGUUGACGAACUCAAUUACAGAGUGCAACAAUCAAACCAACGUGCCAACCGUUUGCUCAGGAAGUAG
Molecule: messenger RNA, 882 nt
Organism: Eruca vesicaria subsp. sativa (arugula)
Lineage: Eukaryota; Viridiplantae; Streptophyta; Magnoliopsida; Brassicales; Brassicaceae
Source: the annotation of a GenBank genome assembly